Silurus meridionalis is the source of this 927-nucleotide messenger RNA. RefSeq names its product olfactory receptor class A-like protein 4. NCBI's taxonomy places the organism in Eukaryota, Metazoa, Chordata, Actinopteri, Siluriformes, Siluridae. The record is from RefSeq and is a predicted model, not a curated record. Gene Ontology annotation, molecular function: pheromone receptor activity. Gene Ontology annotation, cellular component: membrane. Gene Ontology annotation, biological process: G protein-coupled receptor signaling pathway. Bases 1 to 927 code for a protein of 308 amino acids. The transcript is spliced from 4 exons.
AUGGUUUUAUAUGUAAUCCUGGUGCUGCUUGGAAUUCUGGGAAAUGCCUUGGUGAUUUUGGUAGUGGGGAAUAGUAUUAUCCGGGAGCCUGGAGGUGGACGCAACUCCGACAUGAUCCUGGUCAACAUGGCUUUAUCUAACCUGCUGGUGUCGGUGAUGAGGAACACCUUGCUGGUCACCUCAGACUUUGGACUUGAGGUGAUACUCAGUAAGGACUGGUGUCAGUUCCUGAUGGGCGUGUGGGUGUGGCUUCGUGCAGUCAAUGUUUGGUCAACGCUUUUUCUCAGUGCCUUCCAUUUCUAUACUCUGAAAAGGGUAGGACCUCCCAUCGCUAGUCUAAACCCAUCACGUGGUCCACCCAAAGCCCUACUAAUGUGCUUCGUUCUCAUUUGGGCUCUCAAUCUGCUCUACUCAGCCCCUGCGUUUGUGUACUCCACAAAUGGAGGCAAGAACGCCAGUGAGACCCUGAUGUUAGUGAGCAGUACAACCCGUCCAUUACUGGGCUGCUUGUGGGAUUUUCCUUCCACUUAUAGUGGGCUUGCAUUCGCCACCACUUCCAUGGUGAUCCAUGAGGUCAUCCCUAUCGUCCUCAUGAGCACCACCAACCUGGGCUCGCUCCUCAUACUAUACGCACAUGGAAAUGCACAUAAGGCUGCCAAAAGGAUUGAGGAUGGGCCCAUACUACGCAGGGUACCAGCAGAGAGACGUGCAGCCAAGGUUAUUCUUAGCUUGAUUAUUUUGUUCAUUAUUUCCUGGGGUGCCAGUGUCAUCUCUGUGAACUACUUUAACUACAACCGUGGUGCCUCAUCUGCACACAUGCUGGUUGUUGCACGAUUCUCCAACAGUGGCUUUAUUGCCUUCUCCCCGAUCAUACUGGCUGUAGGACACCGCAAAAUCAGAGAGGUCCUAAAGUCUAUCGUCAAGUAA